AAUAUCAGCGACUUCUCCUUUUUUUCCUCUUCUUGGUCAAGAAAACAAUGAACUCCCUCACAUUCUCAGUUUCAGGCACAAAACAGACAUUGAAGAUCUCAUCUUUUUCCCUUGUCUGAAAACAAAUGCGUUACUCAAAUAAAUCAAAUUCAGCUUAAACCCUUUUGUUCUUUUUUUUUUUUUUGGUCUCCAAAGCUGUUUCUCUUUUGGUUCCUUUAAUAAGUUCAAGAACAGACAGGAAAACAUCAUUUCUUGUAUAUAUUCAUUAAACAAAAGCAUGCUGCUUCAUCUGUUAACUGGUUAGGGUUUCUUGUUAUUGGAGACUGAGCAGAAAAGAUUGGAAUUUAAUGAGAUUUCAUGGAAGCAAAAACAACUUGCUAAUUUGUUACAUAUCUUAUUCUGGUGUAAUAUGUUGGUUUUGAGCUUUACUGAGGUCAAGGAGUGGUAUAAAUUGGGUUUCCAAGGCACAUUAUGCUAAAGUGAAAUAUAAUACACACAAUUACUGAAAUGGAGGUUAAAGAAGCAGAGAGGAUAGUCAUAGCUAAACCAGUAGCUUCAAGGCCUACUUGCUCCAGUUUUAAGUCUUUCUCGGAGCUCCUUGCAGGGGCUAUUAAUGCCGCACCCCCUAAUGCUUGCUCUGCAAACAUAGUGCCUGCAAUAAGGCCAAAGACAGUGAGGUUCAAGCCAGUAGUCAAUCGUGCUCCAUCUGCUAUGGUUUCUUCUCAGGCAGAGCAGUCCAGAAUAGGUAUUUCUAUCUCAUCUGAUAAGGUUUCGAAAUCCGAUGUCAAGCCUACUGUAGUGUACAAACCGCAGGCAAAGCUUGUAUCAAAGACAACUGUUUCUCUGUUAGCAAACAUGGGAAACUUCAGUGCUAGCAACCAACAAAGACUGCAAUCAAUGGAGGCACCAGUUGAGUAUGCAAACUGGGAGAAGAUGAGAGCCCAAGUUAGACCAAAUCAUCAUCAGAAUGCUCCAUCACAGGCAGAAACAGAUCAGACAAGUGAACCUUCGAAGGUGGGAUCUCAAAAUAUGGAGGAGGACCCCAAAGUAUUACCUGCGGUGGCAAAUAGCGAUCGACCUUCUUAUGAUGGGUAUAACUGGAGGAAAUAUGGACAAAAGCAAGUGAAAGGGAGCGAAUAUCCGCGAAGCUACUAUAAGUGUACGCAUCCGAAUUGUCCUGUAAAGAAGAAAGUCGAAAGAUCACUUGAUGGCCAAAUAGCUGAAAUCGUUUACAAAGGUGAACACAAUCAUCCAAAGCCUCAGCCUCCAAAACGAAACUCAUCCCAAGGGUUAGGAGUUACAAGUGAUGGAACCGGUCAAGAUGCCAACAACUCCUUGUGGAGUAAUAAUCAUAAUGAAAGGAACGAAGGUUCUGAAACUAGAGCUGAAAAUCAUAGUGAAGUCGGGUUGUCUGUGCUUCCGGCUUAUCAAGUCAAAGCUCUGGCACCUUACGAACAUGUUACCACCGGUGGAACUUCUGAAAAUUCCGCUGGUCUUAGUGGGGAAUGUGAAGAAGCAAGCAAGGAGGGAGCAGAUGUUGAAUCUAAAAGUAAAAGAAGGAAAAAUGAGAAUCAAUCAAGUGAAGUGGGCACCUUAGGGGAAUGCAUACAAGAACCUCGUGUGGUAGUGCAAAGUUGUACUGAUUCUGAGAUUAUGGGGGACGGGUUUCGAUGGAGAAAAUAUGGGCAGAAGGUGGUGAAGGGAAAUCCAUAUCCCAGAAGUUACUACAGAUGCACUAAUGUAAAAUGCAGCGUGCGGAAGCAUGUGGAAAGAGCAUCAGAUGAUCCAAGAGCUUUCAUUACAACAUAUGAAGGUAAACAUAACCAUGAGAUGCCACUUAGAAACACAAAUCAUGUGACCGCCGCCUCGGAUCCCGAUUCCAACUCACCUGCAAUCAAAGACAAGUGAUGAUAAGAGCUUCCAACUUCAUAUUUGGUUUCGUUAAAGGCUCUAAUCGAGUACACUGAGGAGAUUGACUACGAAGCUCACAAUAUAUAUAUAACAACUUUGUGCUACUAAAGCUGCUUGAUGAAGGGCAGUUUUUCAGACUUCCUGCCUUCACCUUAUUACAUUCUUUUCUCUUUAAUUAAUUGUUUUCUCCAUUACAUAAUAAGUAACAAACUUCAGUACUGUCGUGUUUCAGUUUUUCUACAUCCUAAACUUUUGGGUUAUUGUUAUGCCAAGAAUUUAUGUAGAUUAUUAUGAUGCUAUAUAUGUACAUACUAAUUUUUAUUACAA
This is a messenger RNA of Gossypium raimondii (Peruvian cotton), 2238 nucleotides long. Its product is annotated as WRKY transcription factor 44. Gene Ontology annotation, biological process: regulation of DNA-templated transcription. Gene Ontology annotation, molecular function: DNA-binding transcription factor activity; sequence-specific DNA binding. The coding region runs from base 508 to 1908 and encodes 466 amino acids. The record is from RefSeq and is a predicted model, not a curated record. The transcript has 7 exons. Lineage: Eukaryota; Viridiplantae; Streptophyta; Magnoliopsida; Malvales; Malvaceae.